UCAUUAUGAUGUUACAGUGCUCAGAGAAAAUGGUUCAUGUUGGUGUUUUGUUCUGCUUGUGUUUGAGGCAACUUCAUGGUGUGUUUGGUGAUUCAGUGUUCGUGAUGGAGGGAGAUUCUGUCACUUUAUACACUGAUCUUACUGAAAUAAUGGAUGGUGAUCUGAUUCUGUGGAGGUUUGGAACGAAAAACACUUUAAUAGCUGAAAUAGAUGAACAGGCUGACAGCAUGACUGUAUAUGAUGAUGUUCUUGAUGGGAGAUUCAGAAACAGACUGAAGCUGGACGAUCAAACUGGAUCUCUGACCAUCACAAACACCAGAACUGAACACAGUGGAUAUUAUGAACUACAGAUGAUCAAAAAUAUGAGAAAGAGUUUCAAUCUAACUGUCUAUUCUCGUCUGCCUGUUCCUGUCAUCAAAAGAGAUUGUUCUUCAUCAUCAUCAUCAAAUUGUUCAUUGCUGUGUUCAGCUGUGAAUGUGAGUCAUGUGACUCUCUCCUGGUACAAAGGAAACAGUUUAUUGUCCAGCAUCAGUGUGUCUGAUCUCAGCAUCAGUCUCUCUCUACCUCUGGAGGUGGAAUAUCAGGAUAAAAACACCUACAGCUGUGUGCUGAACAAUCCCAUCAGCAACCAGACUCAACAUCUGGACAUCACUCAACUCUGUCACACAUGUGCAGAAGUCCACGCCCACUGUUGUGAUUCUGUUGAAGCUGUGCUCCGAUUGGUCGUCACUGCUCUGAUGGGCGUGGCUGCUGCGGCUGCUGCUGUUCUUCUGGUCAAUGACGUCAGAUCUACACGAGGUUAAACUGAGGAAACUGAACAGAUAUUAUAAAUAUUGUGGCAUAUAUUGGAGUUUUAAUCUGUAACAAUAAAAAUAUGUCUGGUAUAAUUGUUUAGUGAUGCAAAACGAAGCUUUGCUUACCAAGGCUUUCCUCUGAGCUGGUUCGGAAAAGAUACAUUACCCGAAUCUGGUGGCCAAAAUGAUGAUUUAAAAAAUAUAUAUUUCAUAGUAAUCUUUAAUGUCAUCCAUGUUACAUUUCUUUGUUAAUUACUCUGUUUUCAUUUUUUCAGUUUGUUUCAUAUGCAGCAACCCCAUAAAUACUAAUUUAAAAAUAUUUGUCAUGCCAAUAAAUCACUGUAGAAUUUAACUUAUAUACAUCUAUAGCCCCAUGGGUAUACUUCGUUUUUUACACGUACAAUAGUGUACGCGCACAGUCGAACACACAGCCUUGCAAAGUAUUCUUCAUUCAAUUCGUACGCAAACACAGACCUUCAACGCAUAUGCAAGUUACAACCCAUGUGAACGUCUUUGUAUUCUUUCAUGCUAGAGUUGUACGAAUGAGGGUACUUUCUAACCUCUUCACACAAUCUCUUGUCUAUGUAGGCCUCUAUUGUCGCUGUAGCUUGCAUGCGCUCCGGUCUGUUCUGUUUAUGCAGUUCUUUGACUACCUUGUGAAUCGACUCCCCCAGGGCACAGUUGCCAUCUUGUGGAUAAACGAAUUACUGCAAAAACAAUCAAAUGCGCAUGUGCGACCUGCGCAUACAAACUACGAGCGGUUACAAAAAUC
Ctenopharyngodon idella (grass carp) is the source of this 1566-nucleotide messenger RNA. RefSeq names its product SLAM family member 5-like. The record is from RefSeq and is a predicted model, not a curated record. The transcript is spliced from 4 exons. NCBI's taxonomy places the organism in Eukaryota, Metazoa, Chordata, Actinopteri, Cypriniformes, Xenocyprididae. Bases 6 to 803 code for a protein of 265 amino acids.